AACUGCGAAGCCCACAGCAUCGGAGGUGGCGGGGUUUUAAAAACCGAGGGAUGCCCCCUUUCAAAAUAAGCAUAGAAGGACGUGCUUGUGAUGAGACCCGAAAAAUAAAAGCCUCGUCGUGGGCGGAGUCAUCGGUUCGGCUCUGUGAAUGGCUGUGGAAGAGGGAGGCGGCCUCUCAGGAGGCCGGCCGUUGCCUGGGAGACGCAACGCUUUUCGCGCGGGCGGCGCUCCUGUGAAUUCCCCAGCUGUGGAGCGGAGGGGGCGGGGCAUCGAAAGCCGUGACUCCGCCUCGGCAGUUGGCGUCGGGCGGGUUGACGUCACUGCGGAAGCGCCGCCGUGUUGUGGUGUUUACAGGCGAGGGUCGCUCGCUGGCGGCGGCGGAGCCGGGCUGGGCUUAAGGGCGCUCGGGCCAGAGCGGCGAAGGGGCCGCCUCAGCGCCCAUGUGCCCUCAGCCGCCCAUGGAGGUGAUGGAGGGGCCGCUUAACCUGGCUCAUCAGCAGAGUAGAAAAGCUGACCGUUUGCUGGCAGUGGGGAAGUACGAAGAAGCAAUUGCUUGUCACAAAAAAGCAGCAGCAUAUCUUUCAGAGGCUAUGAAGCUGACACAGUCGAAUCAGGCUCAGUUAUCAUUGGAAUUACAAAGGGAAAGUCACCUGAAACAAAUACUACUUAUUCAAGAACGGUGGAAAAGGGCAAAAAGAGAAGAGAGACUCAAAAUCCAGCAGGCUGUGGACAAGGAUAAUGCUGCACACUUGCAACCUUCUUCCAAACCAUCAGCUGAGGAAUGUGAUGACCAAAGUGUAACAGCACCCACUAGUCUCAAAUACAACCCCUUGCCAGUGAAGGAUAUGCAGGCCAUCCAUGGUGUCUUGGAUAGGGACCCAGAUACACUACUCUUUCUUCUUCAGAAAAGAAAGGAACCGCUGGAAGUAUGUGUAAGAAGCAAAACUCCAAAGGAUGAUAAGACAAAAAUAGAGGAGCAGGCCACCAAAAUUGCACUUCUAGAACGACAUGUAGAAGUCCUCUUAGCUGAAAAUGAGCGAUUAAGGCAAGAGAACAAGCAGCUCAAAGCUGAGAGGGCCAGGCUCCUCAAAUCCCCUCUAGAAAAAGAGCUGGAUGUAGAUGCUGACUUUGUAGAGAAGUCAGAGUUGUGGGGUCUGCAGCAGCAUUCAGAAACUGCAGCCUCCUCUGCUUCCUCUUGGCAGAAAUUUACAACCACUGCAGGGAAGGCCAAGGACAUUCCUAUCCCCAGCCUUCCACCACUAGACAUUCCAUCCUCUGAGCUUCCACUCUUAGAGCUCUCAGAGGAUAUAUUGAAGGGACUCAUGAACAGCUAAGUGAAGACCACAGUGGAUGCCUACCUGUAGUUCAUCAAAAUUCUAAAAAGGGAAAGCCAUCAGUACCACAGAAAUCCAAGAACAGAAGCAUCAACUCCAUACCCUAGAAAGUGGGGAGAAAGGGGACUUGGUCACUGUGAAAAAUAUACAUCGUGUUGGAUUGGAUGGGUAGAGUUACUAUUUACCAUCGUUGGUAAAAACAAAACACUUUUUUCGCUCAAGCCAAAUGACUGAAGGUAAACUUGAUAACACAGUUCUACAGGGUUUAUCGGUAUGCUAUGUGUAACAAGUCUCUAAUGCCAUAAAAUAAUGCAAAACCUACAUGGUAUGAGAGUGACCGUUUUGGCAAUGGAAGACAUUUUCUGUCAUGCAUUUGAUUUCUAGUUGAUUUAAUCGUGCACAAAAACCAGUCAACUGAUUGGAAGUUACUUCUGUUCCACUGCAAGAUGGAUUUGUGUGCCACACUUCUGCACUCCUGACUUAAAAUGUAAUCUCAGCCAAUCAGGAGACAUGCUAAAUUUCCAUUUUUUAAGGAACCAAAUUUAGUUUUGUUGGAAUACUUUGAUUUGUUUACAUAAUCAGGGUGCUUCAUAAUGUGUGUUUUCUGUAUAAGAAACUACUAGGCAUUGUUCUAGACAAAUAUAUAAGGAUGAGCAGUCCUUGUUGCAUGAAUGGAAGUAAUAGUAGUUGCCAGAAAAAUAAAAUGUUUCAGGUCUGUUUUGAA
Pogona vitticeps (central bearded dragon) is the source of this 2058-nucleotide messenger RNA. RefSeq names its product nuclear receptor binding factor 2 (gene NRBF2). NCBI's taxonomy places the organism in Eukaryota, Metazoa, Chordata, Lepidosauria, Squamata, Agamidae. Gene Ontology annotation, biological process: autophagy. The record is from RefSeq and is a predicted model, not a curated record.